Nelumbo nucifera (sacred lotus) is the source of this 1353-nucleotide messenger RNA. Lineage: Eukaryota; Viridiplantae; Streptophyta; Magnoliopsida; Proteales; Nelumbonaceae. The record is from RefSeq and is a predicted model, not a curated record.
AUGCCGGCUUCCGGAGAGUUCUGAUUUCUGAACCUUAGCGUCUCGGGGGAUUACCCUCUCAAAAUUCAUCCCCCUUUCUGAGUUUUCCGCUUUCUUGCCACGAAAACUAGGUUUUUGAGGUUCCGUGUUAAAAUCUGCAAAGAUGUAGCUCCAUAUUACCAAAUUUUAAUUGUAUGUAUUGAUUCUUUAUAUUUCACGGUUCCGGGUAAAGAAAUUUGUCGACAAUUCAUAGUUUAGUUAAGUUAUCAUUUCUUCUUCUUCUUCUUCUUCUUCUUCUUCUUCUUCUUCUGGUUUCUUCUUUCUUUGUUCCAAGGAAAUAAUGGCUUCCGGAGAAGAGAAAAGCAACGAUUUUUACGCUGUUUUGGGUUUGAAGAAGGAAUGCACUGCUACAGAGCUUAAGAAUGCAUAUAAGAAGCUUGCAUUGAAAUGGCAUCCGGAUCGAUGCUCCUCGUCGGGAAACUCUAAGUUCGUGGAAGAUUCAAAGAAGAAAUUUCAGGCAAUUCAAGAGGCUUAUUCUGUUCUAUCCGACGAGAAUAAGCGAUUUCUUUACGACGUUGGAGUUUACGACUGCGACGACGAUGACGAUGACGAAAACGGAAUGGGAGAAUUUUUGGGGGAAAUGGCGACUAUGAUGAGCCAAAUUAAACCCAGCGAGAACGGGCCGGAGAGUUUGGAGAAGCUGCAGGAACUGUUCGAGGAAAUGUUCCAAAGGGACAUGGAUGAUGGUUUCUUCUCCCCCUCCCCCCAAUGCGCUUCUUUUUCUUCGUCUUGCUCAUCUUCUUCGUCGUCGACGACUUAUUUUUCAUAUAAUAACAACAAGCACGACAAUAAAAGGAAUUGCUCCGACAUCAGUUCUAUGGACGAUUUCUACACAUUUGGCACGGAUUCUAUACAAUUCAGCAAUUUCUGCAUUGGGGUGGAAGGAGGAGAAGAUUCAAAAGUAAGAGGAGGAAAGUCAAGGCGGAAGAGCAACAGGAGACAAAAAGUUUCAUCGUCUAAACACGAUCCGUCGUGCCGUUAAUGCCAACGUGAACUCUAUCCACUGCAAUGGGAUUGGGAUCUCCGCACCAGACUUCUGGUCGUGGAUGGGGCUGCAAUCACCAACCAGUAAAGCCAAUAGGUUUGGUAAUUCGUAUAAAUCUCGACACCGAGAUUCCCAAACCUUGGGGUCUGGCAAGCUUUUUAAGUGCUUCGUCUGGCUACGGGUUUAAGCUUGCUGCUCGCCUGCUUAAUUAAACAGUUUAAUUGGCCCAUUCUGUCUGUCUUUGUUUAUCAAUUUUAUCAUUUAUUUGAGGAGUUCCUUUGAUAAUUCUUUUAGAAGAAAUUCAUCAGCCAAUAUUUUCUUCCCCAACA